Messenger RNA from Brachypodium distachyon (stiff brome), 1603 nucleotides. Its product is annotated as ABC transporter I family member 6, chloroplastic. Gene Ontology annotation, molecular function: ATP hydrolysis activity; ATP binding. The record is from RefSeq and is a predicted model, not a curated record. Lineage: Eukaryota; Viridiplantae; Streptophyta; Magnoliopsida; Poales; Poaceae. The coding region runs from base 93 to 1016 and encodes 307 amino acids. The transcript is spliced from 6 exons.
UGUGCCUACGGCGCCGGUGGCCCGCUGACCCCGUCCGUCAUCCGAAGCCGCCACGAACCAAAGCAUCUUCACGCGCGCACCUCCCCCCUCCCAUGGCGCCGCCGUUCGCCGCCGCCGCCGUCUCCUCCUCGUCCCCUCUCUUCUCCCCGUCGUCAUCCCGCCCCAUCCUCCGCCGCCAGCUGCCGCUGACCUCCAUCUCCUUGCGGCCGCGGCGGCUCUCGCUCGCGGCCUCCGCCGCGGCGGCUGAGUCAGCCGGGAGGCUGCUUCUCGAGGUGCGCGGUCUUACCGCCUCUGUGAAGGAGACCGGGCAGCAGAUCCUGAAAGGGGUCGACCUCACCAUCCACGAGGGCGAGGUUCACGCGAUCAUGGGGAAGAACGGCUCCGGCAAGAGCACCCUCACAAAGGUCCUUGUUGGCCAUCCACAUUAUGAGGUAACUGGUGGUACCAUUCUCUUCAAGGGUGAGAACUUGAUUGACAUGGAGCCAGAGGAAAGAUCUCUUGCAGGCCUCUUUAUGAGUUUCCAAGCGCCUAUUGAGAUUCCUGGAGUGAGUAAUUAUGAUUUUUUGCUCAUGGCGUUAAAUGCUCGCAGAGAGAAGAAUGGUCUUCCAGCUUUGGGGCCUCUUGAGUUCUAUUCAGUUGUAUCACAAAAAGUGGAGGCCUUGAAGAUGGAACCAAAGAUCCUUGACCGCAAUGUAAACGAAGGGUUUAGUGGUGGAGAAAGAAAGCGCAAUGAGAUACUCCAACUUUCUGUUGUUGGGGCUGAUUUAGCCCUCCUUGAUGAGAUCGAUUCAGGACUAGAUGUUGAUGCGCUUGAAGAUGUAGCACAUGCCGUGAAUGGGCUCUUGUCUCCCCAAAACUCCGUUUUGAUGAUUACACACUAUCAACGCCUUUUGGAUCUUAUUAAGCCGAGCUACGUUCACAUCAUGGAGAGCGGCAAGAUAGUGAAGACAGGUGACAGCUCUCUAGCGAGCCACAUUAACGAGGGUGGUUUCAAAUCAAUCGCUACUUUUGUAUAGCGUGAAUAAGGUUUUUCUUUUGCUCACUCUUUUCUCUUUCUUUGAGAGAUUGUUUUUGCUUUUCUGGUGACAUGAAGACCCAUGCAUCUUCAUGGUAAACAUCAUAUGGUAUGUGAUCCCUCCUGAUAAAAGAGAGACAAAUGGUGAAAGGAACAUGUAGGUUGGUUCAGGUUGUGCAAAGACGUUCCAGCUUCUUAUGGAUUUGGCUGAUUUUAGAUACUCCUUUGUAGGUCAAUGUUUGAAUUCCCAGCCACUAGUCUACUUGUCAGGACAGAUUGGUCACUAGUUGCGCUCCAUGCAAUCAGUAUUAUUACACCUAGCACUCCUGCUGCCUGGAAGUAAAACGCAUAACUUGUGUGAAAUUGUUGAGCUAGUGCCCAUUUGGCCAGACAUGUCAUCUUUUGGAGGUGCAGCGCUGGAGUUCUCAACUGCCCCCAGCUAUAUUUCUCUUUUCCCCUGUAAAUUUUUUUGCAUUACAAUAUUUAUACAUUAUUAUAGUUAUAUGCAGGGUAACAUCCUGCAUGUGCAUACGGCCAACAAAUUUGUAUCUGAAUUUUCCCUACAGUUGUAGUUAGUUUUGAAUAUCA